Molecule: messenger RNA, 1332 nt
Organism: Arabis nemorensis
Lineage: Eukaryota; Viridiplantae; Streptophyta; Magnoliopsida; Brassicales; Brassicaceae
Source: the annotation of a GenBank genome assembly
AUGGCCGCCGCUACCAUCACCAGGAAGCUCCCAUCUCUCUCCGGCGACCUUCAUCACCACCAGAACCCACUGGAAGAAAACCCCUUCUUCCACCCUUCUAAUGGCUUCUACAUCACUCCUUCCGACGUCGUUCUCGCUCAGGUCGUCUACGAUCUCUCCGCCGAUUCCCAGCCACGCGUGGCCUACCACAGGGCUGGACCUCGCCGGGAGAUCCUGUACGAAGCAUCGGCUGUAAAAGCGGCGAUCGUGACUUGCGGAGGUCUGUGCCCUGGCAUGAACACGGUCAUUAGAGAACUCGUUGUGGGUCUGUGGGAGCUUUACGGUGUGAGGCAGAUUUAUGGGAUUCCUGCUGGUUACAGAGGCUUUUAUUCCAUGGAACCCGUCGAGUUAAAUCCCAAGCUUGUUCAUGACUGGCACAAGAAAGGCGGCACUGUCCUCGCCACUUCCCGUGGUGGCUUCAAUCUCCAGAAAAUCGUCGAUGCCAUCCAACUCAACGGUUACAAUCAGGUGUAUAUAAUAGGAGGAGACGGCACACUGCGUGGGGCUGUGGAGAUCUUCAAGGAAGUCAGCAGGAGGAAACUGGAGGUGGGAAUCACAGGUAUUCCUAAAACCGUGGACAACGAUGUCGGGAUCAUUGAUAGAUCAUUCGGGUUUCAAACGGCGGUAGAGAUGGCUCAGGAGGCUAUAUCUGCUGCUCACGUGGAGGCUCAGAGUGCGGUCAAUGGCAUUGGACUAGUGAAGCUGAUGGGCAGAAGCACUGGCCACAUUGCACUACAUUCCACUCUUAGCAACCGUGAUGUGGACUGUUGUUUGAUCCCAGAGAUGAGCUUCUACCUUGAAGGCAAAGGAGGGCUGUUUGAGUUUCUGGAGCAGAGGCUCAAAGAACGUGGGCAUGCCGUACUUGUUGUAGCUGAAGGAGCAGGACAAGAGAUGAUCCCAAGAAGCGAAUCACAGAAACAAGAGCGGGAUGAAUCUGGCAAUGCAGUUUUCUUGGAUGUUGGUGUUUGGUUGAAGUCAGCGCUCAAUGAAUGGUGGAAGCGAGAGCAUCCAGGCGAGCUGUUCACGGUCAAGUAUAUCGAUCCCACUUACAUGAUAAGAGCUGUACCUGCAAAUGCUACGGAUAACUCGUAUUGUACGCUGUUGGCCCACUCGGCAAUCCAUGGAGUCAUGGCUGGUUACACAGGGUUCGUGCCUGGCCCAAUCAAUGGGAACUAUGCUUAUAUCCCCUUAGAAGAGGUGGCACAGACUAAGAAUGAAGUGAACACGAGUGACCCCAAGUGGGCGUGGGUGCGCUCAGUCGCAAACCAGCCUGAUUUUGAUAAGAAAUUUUAA